CCACCGACCGGCCGUGCGAUCGCGCGCGCCCGCUGCACACAAUUUUUGUUGGCGCGUCCAUUACAAAGGAGCCUCCGCGAUUCAAGAAAACACGCGCGGCCAUCACAAGUUGCUGCCGCGUGUUACAUCAAGAAGCCUCGUUAACAAGAUUCGAGCCGGAUACAACUUUGAACAUCGUUUCAAGACAAAACGGAACAAAGGAGUAUAUCGACAUUGGCGAGGUCAUUCGAGAAACAUCGAGACACGGAUUGCUUCGCGGCGCGUCGGCAAACGGCGUGAAUCAUACAAAUUCAAGACAAGACUACAACAAAUCAAGAAAUAUUGCUGUGUUGUGCCAGUUUUUACGAAUACAGUGCAAAUCAUUUUGAUUUUAUAAAUUCCAGCGAUCCGACGCCAGACCACGCCGCGCGGCCGCGUGGCUAGCUGCAGUCGCGCCUGUCCUUUCUGCUUCGCAUUGCUUCUGUCGCAACUUCUCUGCUUUAAGUAUUGUUUUGUAUUCUUCCCUUUUUUCUCUCACGCUAAUUUUGCUAAUUAUUAAUUGAUUUCAGUUGAAAAAUUUGAAAUUGAUUUCGGUUGGUGUCAUUUGCUUAUUUAUUUGCACGAUGGAUAUUAAAUCAUUAAAGAAAACUAGAUCUAGCCAUAAGGCGAAGCUUACCAUAUUUAAAACAUAUAUAGAUUCACUUUUGCCUAGUAAAAGGGUCAAUGAGGUACAAGCUUUUGAAUUAAAGGCUCGCUUAGAUAAAAUUCUAGAUUUAUACAAUGAGUUCGAUUCAGUUCAGACUGAUUUAGAAAGUCUUGUGGAAAUUUCAGAUGAUGAACACAAGGAAAGAGAGAUUUUCGAGAACAGCUACUUCGGCUGCGUGGCUUUUGCGCAGAAGAUGCUCAGCGCUGCCUCUGCGGAUCAGGAUGCCGGGUCGGUGACGGGUUCUAAUAUUAACACUGGACCGUCUGGUAGGCCAAACAUUAAAUUACCUACUAUAAAUUUGCCGAUCUUUUCUGGACGCUAUCAGGAAUGGCUAGAAUAUCACGACACUUACAAAUCCCUUAUACACGACAACACAACCAUUCCCAAAAUCCAUAAGUUUCACUACUUACGAAAUACAUUAAAAGAGAGCGCUUCACAUAUUAUUAAAUCCCUAGAGUUCUCCGCUGAAAAUUAUGACAUAGCAUGGGAUCUGUUAUGCGAUCGAUAUAAUAACGAUCGAAUUUUGGUCAAUAAUCACAUACAAGCAAUAUUUAACAUACCACCAAUAGUUCAAGAGUCUUCCAAGGCUUUAAGAAGUACAAUAGAUUCAGUUAAUCGAAAUUUAAGAGCUUUAAAAACACUGAAUCUACCUACAGAGCACUGGGACAUUAUCAUAAUACACAUGGUGUCUGGUAAGUUAGACCCAGGCACACUACGUGACUGGGAAGAGAAACGCAAUAAUUUAACGAGAUUACCUACGUUACAAGAUUUUCACACAUUUCUAAAAAAUCGUGCUGACUUACUAGAGACAGUGGAAGAAUCAUCAACAUAUACAAAACAGCAACCAUCACGACGCAGACACAGCGAUAUUACUCACAACCGUCCAAAGACGUUUGUAGUUAACCAAACACAAAAACAAGCGCUGUUUAGAUGUCCUGUGUGCAAGAAUAAUCAUGCAAUUUACCAAUGUAUGAAAUUCAAAUCAAUGCCGAUUGAGAUGCGUCUUGACCGAGUUAAACAAUUAAAUCUAUGCACAAACUGUUUGCGUGCAGGUCAUGAUGAACAGCGCUGUAGGCUCAGUUCCUGUAAGCUGUGCACACAGCGCCACAACACUCUGUUACACAAUAAAAACACUGUUCUGGCAGCUUCAACUUCAUCAGCGGGCUGUGUAGUCUUGCCCACUGUGCAGGAACAGACUCAAAAGGAAUCGAGUGGUGUCACACUCUCAUCCACACAUCACAGUCAGGUACUUCUAUCCACUGCUAUGGUCAAUAUACAAGACUGUGGUGGUCAAACACAUAAAGUUCGUGUACUACUCGACAAUGGAAGUACAUCUAGUUUUGUCACAGAAACUUUACGAGCGAAAUUAGGAAUACGCAGUUAUUCUACUUCACUACUAGUACAAGGGUUAAACAAUCAGUCCUCAAAAAUUACAAAAAGAUGUGACGUCACCAUAUCGUCACUCACAAACAGUGGUUAUACAACUGACGUCAAUUGUUUUGUUGUACCACAUAUCACUCAGUUGAUACCUACUUCACAAAUUAAUUGCAAUUUCUUUUCCAUUCCCUCUCGCAUCCACCUCGCGGAUCCAACCUUCUCCACGCCGUCUGAGGUGCAGAUGUUGCUGGGGGCGGACAUCUUUUGGGAUGUCCUUCAAAACAAUCAUAUUGUCCUGGGAAAGAACAAGCCAACUCUGAUUGAAACAACAUUAGGGUGGCUUGUCACCGGCUCUAUACAAUCAAACACAAAAUUUAACACCAACAAUACAGUCCAUUGCCAUUUUCUAAACGACAAUGAGCUUGAUGAGAAGUUAGACAAAUUUUUCGAACUAGAAUCAGUUCCCUCUGCUCAACAAAUCCAUACUAAAGGUGAGAGUGACUGUGAACAAAUAUUUACACAAACAACAAAGCGCCACCCAGAUGGCAAAUUUAUUGUUACCAUUCCAUUAAAAGGAUCACCUGAAUCUUUAGGGGAUUCCAAACAACAAGCUCUAAUUAGGUUUCAAUCUUUGGAACGUAAAUUUAAACGCAACGCAGAGUUCAAAGAAAAAUACACAAAUUUUCUUGAAGAAUAUUUGGCUUUAGGUCACAUGUCAGAAAAUGAAACAAUACAAAACGACUGCAUUUCAUACUUCAUGCCUCAUCAUGGCGUUUUGCGGGAAAACAGCCUCACUACAAAAUUACGUACAGUCUUUGAUUGUUCAGCUGUAACAAGCACGGGUUUAUCAUUCAAUGAUAUUCAACAUAUUGGGCCAACUGUACAAGAUGAUUUACUUAGCAUAUUGAUUCGAUUUAGACAGCAUAAGUUUGUAGUAACGUCAGAUAUAGAAAAAAUGUAUAGACAAAUUUAUGUUAACAAUAAACAACGAUGUUUGCAACAAAUAUUUUGGCGAUCACACCCCAGCCAGCCAAUUAAACAAUAUAAAUUAAACACAGUCACAUAUGGGACCGCAUCAGCACCGUAUUUAGCAACUAGAUGUCUGGUACAGCUGGGACAAGAAUGCACCAAUGAGGAUGUUCGGGAAGCAAUUUUACACGAUUUUUAUGUAGAUGAUUAUAUAUCUGGGCAUGAUGAUGAAAAAACGUUAAUACAAAUAUGUAAAGGCGUCAUUCAGACGUUAGAAGGCGCACGUUUUCAUUUACGUAAAUGGCUGUCCAAUCAACCGUCUAUCCUGGAUGAUAUUGUUAGCGAAAAUAAUACAGACGAGUUAUUAAACUUAAACAAACAUGAUUAUACAAAAACAUUAGGUUUACUCUGGGCCUGUAAAAAGGACACAUUAUUAUUUGCAAUAAAUAAAAUAUCAAAUCAGCCAAACACAAAUAAACGUACAAUUUUAUCCACAAUUGCUCAAGUGUUUGAUCCACUUGGUUUAAUUAAUCCUUGCAUGUUACAGGCAAAACUCAUAUUACAAACACUAUGGGCUAAGAAUAUCACAUGGGAUGACCAGCUACCUGCUGAUGUUGAGUCACAAUGGCACGACUUUAUUAAAUACUUACCAGAAAUUACAAAAAUAGAAAUCCCUCGUAGAGUGUUAUGCAAUUCGUAUGUUAAGGUCGAAUUGCACGCAUUUUCUGAUGCCUCCAUUAAGGCCUAUUCAGCUUGUAUAUAUCUACGCUCAGUGUCUGAAACUGGGAAUGUACAAGUACAUUUGAUACUUGCAAAGGGCAGAGUGGCACCAUUGAAGCAAAGGCUGACUAUACCAAGGUUGGAGCUUUGCGGCGCCCUUCUCGCUACAAGGUUAACAAAAAAGGUAGUAAAUUCAUUACGUUUAAACAUUGACUCAACAUUUUUUUGGUGUGACUCAACUAUUGUGCUGGGCUGGAUCAAAACAUGCAAGUUAAAACUAAAACAAUUUGUAUACAAUAGAAUUAAUGAGAUCACUAAUAAUUCUGAUCCUAAUUCAUGGAACUACGUUCCCACAGAUAUGAACCCGGCUGACAUUGGUUCUCGCGGUCUUAAUGCAGCGCAACUUCAAUCUUCACUUUUGUGGUGGGGAGGUCCGCACUUCUUACAUCAAACAGAUGUGCAGUGGCCCACACAGCCACAAGAUGUGAAUAUUGCUAGUUUGCCAGAAAUGAAACAUCAAUGCCAUCUGUCAACUGAUGACUUUCAUUGUCAGAAUUUCAAUAUUUCUCAAUAUUUUAACAAUUUUUCUGAAUUUAGUAAAUUACAACGUAUCAUAGCUUAUGUAAAAAGAUUCAUUUCCAACUGUCAAUAUUCUCGCAAUAAAACAUCAGGUCCCUUGACUGUCACAGAACUAAAUACUGCAUUAGAAAUAUUGUGCAAACAAGUACAACGUGAUUCAUACUGUAAACAAUACUCACAAUUACUUAAUAAAGGCCCGCUGUCUCCUAAGGACAAACUUCUCAAAUUAAACCCUUUUAUUGACCAUGCAGGUAUAAUACGAGUAGGAGGUAGACUGUCAAACUCUCACUAUGAUUACAACACAAAGCACCCUAUCUUACUAGACGCAUCACAUCACAUAACUAAAAUAUUAGUCACACACUAUCACAAAAUUCUUUUACAUGCUGGACCACAGCUGUUGUUAUCAACGUUGCGACAUAAAUACUGGAUAGUCAAUGGUCGUAAUCUUUGUAGAAAUGUUACUCGAAAUUGCAUAUCCUGCCUUAGAUUUGCAGGCAAAACUUAUCAGCCUAUCAUGGGCAACCUACCUCUACAAAGAUUGCAAGCAGACUACCCUUUCAAUAAUACGGCUGUGGACUAUGCUGGUCCCAUCAUGAUGGCAAACAGAAAAGGUCGUGGCUGUCAGUUGAAGAAGGCAUAUAUUGCCGUUUUUGUUUGCCUGGCAGUGAGAGCGAUGCACAUAGAACUCGUCACCGACUUAAGUUCUAAAGGUUUCAUUGCAGCCUUAAAUAGAUUUAUUGCCCGCAGAGGUAAGCCAGCUGUGAUCUACUCCGACAACGGAACUAAUUUCGUGGGUGCUUGCAACGAAAUAGUUAGGUUUCUAAAAAAUCAAUCUAACGAUAUUAUUUCAUACGGUGCUGAAAACGAAAUUAAUUUCAAAUUUAGUCCAGCCUACAGUCCACAUUUUAACGGCGUAGCAGAAGGGUCAGUUAAAUCAAUUAAAAAACAUUUAACUCAUGUAUUGUCAAUGGCUCAUUUGGAUUAUGAAGAGAUGAACACUGUAUUGGUUCAAAUUGAGGCAAUACUGAAUUCUAGACCUCUCACUCCAAUUUCAUCUGAUCCAUCAGAUUUAGUUCCUCUUACACCAGCGCAUUUCUUGAUUGGACGAACGCUCACUAUGUUACCUGCUCCCCAGGUCGAUGAUACUCCAGUUCAUAUGCUUUCCAGAUAUAAAAGGAUACAAUUAUUAAAAACACAUUUUUGGAAUCGAUACUACAAGGAGUACGUUUCAGAAUUGCAGAUCCGAAAUAAAUGGCGCACAAAUAGAGGACAACCACAGCCAGGAGAGAUGGUUCUCAUUAAAGAUGAUCGGCUGCCCCCCAAUAGAUGGCUGCUGGGACGUGUCACCACAGUUUACCCAGGCGCUGACGGCGUCAACCGGGUGGCAGACGUAAAAACUACUUCAGGAACCUUACGCAGAGCUUGGAAUAGGCUCUGUCCAUUACCAGUUAUUUUGGACCAGAAAGAUGCAUCUGCUCCAAGAGGGCCAGUUUGUUAACGAACGAAGCGGUGCCCCCCCUCUACGUGCUGCGGGACGCGCGCGCGCCGCCGCCAUCCCAUUCCGCCACCGACCGGCCGUGCGAUCGCGCGCGCCCGCUGCACAAAUUUUUGUUGGAGCGUCCAUUACAAAGGAGCCUUCGUGAUUCAAGAAAACACGCGCGGCCAUCACAAGUUGCUGCCGCGUGUUACAUCAAGAAGCCUCGUUAACACUGACUCUAUAAUAUACACAGAACAUACAGUCCAUAUCAGAUCGCCUAAGUAGACUUAACAAAGUUUUUAAGAGGCUGUAUCUGUGACAAGAUCUAUUCAAGCUGCCUACCUGGUACUUGGCUUGUCGUCGCAUUUAAUUGGCUUUGAGCUAUCUCAAAAGAGGGUAAACAAAAAACGUAUUUCAAAAUAAUAAGAGCAAUAAUUGAAAUAAGAGCAUACAAAGGCACAUUAUUCAAACAUCCAUCAUUGAGAGAGACUAUGAUAUUUUUAUAACUAGUUUUAUUAUAACUUUAAAAAAAAAACAGACACGACAAUGCUGAGCUAAUCUAGUUUCAAUGGAGAACAACACGCUGCACUCAAGGCUUCAUUGACAUCACUACAGAGGGCCUAUUCAGAGCGCUCAAAAUAUUGACAACCCUUUUCAUGAGCCUGAAAAGCGACGAAAGAAAACGCAGACCCGAUUUUGCCUUACCACUCCCUUCAAUGGGACGCAUACGAAGCCGAACAAGCUGUAUUCGCUCGCAACUCAGUUCUGGUUCAAAUAAAGAGCUGUAUUUUCGUUUUAAAUUGCGAGAUAGGAUCUCGGCUCUCUUGGCGAAAAGGUCGUUUACUUGUGUCUGGACUGCGCGCUUUUGUCUAUGGAUGUUCUAGUGUGAUGAGGACGAAUGCGGCUUUGUGGGUCUUUUUACCAGUUUGUCUUGAAUUUAAACUUAAAUUCAUUGACCAAAAAAGUGUAUCAUUAAUACAUAGUAAGAAUUAUAUGUACUUAGCAUAGAACGAAGGGGUACAUUAAGUUUAAAAUAAAAUAAUGGAAGAUAAA
This is a messenger RNA of Bombyx mori (domestic silkworm), 6860 nucleotides long. RefSeq lists its product as uncharacterized. Gene Ontology annotation, biological process: DNA integration. The record is from RefSeq and is a predicted model, not a curated record. The transcript is spliced from 2 exons. Gene Ontology annotation, molecular function: nucleic acid binding. The coding region runs from base 603 to 5828 and encodes 1741 amino acids. NCBI's taxonomy places the organism in Eukaryota, Metazoa, Arthropoda, Insecta, Lepidoptera, Bombycidae.